AUGGCCGAGCCAAGGAACCCAUCUCGCCCGCCACUCCACGCCGUGCUCCCACCCCUCGUCCUCGGCACGGCGACCUUCAACACCCAAUAUGUCUCCGACCCGCACUCGAUGCCCUACCGCGACAUCGUCGCCCGCGCACUCUCCCUCGGCAUCAAUGCGUUCGACACGAGCCCCUACUACGGGCCCUCCGAAACCCUCCUCGGCACCGCCCUCGACGCCUUGAUGAACCCCCCCACCACCACCACCACCACCACCACCACCGAGACCACCAACAACACCGAUACGAACACCACCGCCACCCCCCCAACCGUCCCGCUCCCCCGCUCGAGCUUCUUCCUCAUCACCAAAGCCGGGCGCAUCGCGCCGACCGAGUUCGACUACUCGCCGUCGUGGAUCCGGUACUCCAUCCUGCGCAGCCUGCAGCGACUACACACUCCCUAUCUCGACCUGGUCUACAUGCACGACGUGGAGUUCGCGACGCCGGCCGAGGUUGUGGGCGCGGUGCGGGCGCUGCGGCGGCUGCGCGACGAGGAGGGCGUCGUGCGCUACGUGGGCAUCAGCGGGUUCCCCGUGGCGACGCUGUGCGCGCUGGCCGAGCGCGUGCGCGCCGAGACGGGCGAGCCGCUCGAUGCCGUGCUGAGCUACGGGCAUUUCACUGUGCAGAACCGCGUGCUGGGCUUGCCGUGGGUGGGUGGGGAGGGGGAGGAAAAGGAGGAGGGUGAGGCAGGGUUGGCGCCGUUGACGAGGUUCAAGAAGGCCGGCGUGGACGUCGUGCUGAAUGCUAGCAUACUCGGCAUGGGCUUGUUGACGAGCCGGGGCAUACCUGCGGACCCGCCGGCGCCGGACGAGGGGGGUGCUGGUGAGUCUCUGUUGGCGAACUGGCAUCCCUCGCCGCCGGAGCUGCGUGUGGCUUGUAAGACCCUUGCGGGCAUCUCAGCAGCGGCAGGUGAGCGCCUGGAAUCGGUGGCGAUACGCUGGGCAAUAGCCGAGUGGGCGCGGGUUGCGGCCAUGGCGGGUUUGGGCGUUGACAUCACAGCCCCGGGUGUCGGGCCCCAGAAGGUUGGCGUUACGGUCUGCGGUGUCAAGACCAUCGCGGAACUGGAAGAAACAGUCGCGGAGUGGCGCGGCGUCCUCUCUAGCCUUACGUUUGGCCCCAGCGAUGAACUGUAUGGUUCAGUACGCCAAGAAAAAGUGCUGAACCUGGUUCGGAACGAAUUUUGGCCUGCCUUGCAAUCAUGGCUAGACUAUGUCUGGGACAGCCCGGGGCCUGAUUUCGUGAAUACCAGGCAGGAGGUUGAUCGGGGAACCAUACCGGAUGACGGUAUAGUUGCCGCAUUUGAGAAGGCGAGACAAGGUACACAGCCCACAGCCAACACCAGGUAG
Molecule: messenger RNA, 1383 nt
Organism: Chaetomium fimeti
Lineage: Eukaryota; Fungi; Ascomycota; Sordariomycetes; Sordariales; Chaetomiaceae
Product: Aldo/keto reductase family-domain-containing protein
Exons: 1
Coding region: 1-1383 (460 amino acids)
Biological process (GO): dehydro-D-arabinono-1,4-lactone biosynthetic process
Cellular component (GO): cytosol
Molecular function (GO): D-arabinose 1-dehydrogenase [NAD(P)+] activity
Source: RefSeq, a predicted model, not a curated record